AUGACGGCUCCAUCAAUACAAAAAGACAUUUGUAAUUGUUUUGCAGAAGAAGUGUUAAAGAUGAUAUUUGAAGAGCUUGGUGAUGAUGUCUUUUCUUUAUUAGUUGAUGAAUCGAGGGAUAUUUCUAAAAAGGAACAAAUGGCUGUGGUUUUGAGAUUUGUUGAUAAAUUAGGAUUUGUGAAGGAGCGAUAUAUUGGUGUAGUUCAUGUUAUGGAAACAACCGCUUUAUCUCUUAAAUCUGCAAUUGAUGAAUUAUUUGCUCACCGCAAUUUGAGCUUGGGUAGGGUUAGAGGCCAAGGAUAUGACGGUGCAAGCAACAUGUCCGGUGAGUUUAAUGGUUUGAAAACUUUGAUUUUGAAAGAAAAUUCUUCGGCAUAUUAUGUUCAUUGUUUUGCCCACCAACUUCAACUUGUUGUUGUGGCCCUUGCAAACAAGCAUCUUGAAAUUUGUAGAUUUUUUAAGGAAAUAACAGAUUUAAUAAAUGUUGUUGGUGCAUCGUGCAAACGAAUAGAUUUGCUAAGAGAAAGUCAAAGAGAGCUUUUGGCAUUGAAUCCGGAAGUUGUAAUCGGAAGUGGAAAUAGUCAAGAAAUGGCACUUACAAGGCCCGGAGAUACACGUUGGAGCUCUCACGAAAAAACACUUCUUCGGUUGCUUACCUUAUAUCCUUGUGUUAUUGAAGUGCUUGAAUAUAUAGAAACUUCGGCAUGGGAACCAAUUCACAAAACUCAAGCAAAUGGACUUCAGUUAUACAUGAAAAGUUUCAAGUUUGUAUUUUAUUUACAUUUGAUGAAACAUAUCUUGGGAGUUACUAACUUAUUGUGUGUCGCUCUUCAAAGAAAGAAUCAAGAUAUUUUGAAUGCAGUUGAGCUAGUUAGAUCAAUCAAAGAAGAAUUACAAAGGUAUCGACUUGAAGGCUUUGACUCACUUUUAAAAGAUGUUACAUCCUUUUGUGACAAGUAUGAUAUUGAGAUGAUUAACAUGGAAGAUGAGUAUGUUGACCCGAAAAACAGAAGAAGAAAGACCAACAUCACCAAUCGUCAUCAUUUUGUGGUCAAUAAUUUCAACACGGUUCUCGACAUGCAAAUUCAAGAGCUUGGAAACCGUUUUAACGAGGUAACCACUAACUUGCUUACGUGUAUGAGUUCUUUGAGCCUGCGUGAUAAUUUUAGUUCCUUUAAUAAACUAAAUUUGCUAAAGUUGGCCGAAAUGUAUCCGUAUGAUUUUACUUUUGAUGAAAAAGAUAAUGUGACACUCUAG
Helianthus annuus (common sunflower) is the source of this 1257-nucleotide messenger RNA. Its product is annotated as zinc finger MYM-type protein 1-like. NCBI's taxonomy places the organism in Eukaryota, Viridiplantae, Streptophyta, Magnoliopsida, Asterales, Asteraceae. The record is from RefSeq and is a predicted model, not a curated record. The transcript has a single exon. Bases 1 to 1257 code for a protein of 418 amino acids.